Messenger RNA from Chiroxiphia lanceolata (lance-tailed manakin), 6487 nucleotides. RefSeq names its product ATPase phospholipid transporting 10B (putative) (gene ATP10B). Gene Ontology annotation, biological process: phospholipid translocation. NCBI's taxonomy places the organism in Eukaryota, Metazoa, Chordata, Aves, Passeriformes, Pipridae. The record is from RefSeq and is a predicted model, not a curated record. Gene Ontology annotation, cellular component: plasma membrane. Gene Ontology annotation, molecular function: ATP hydrolysis activity; magnesium ion binding; ATPase-coupled intramembrane lipid carrier activity.
AGACAAUAAACUCCUGUAAAACCAGGGUAUAUGACAACUACUUUUUUGAGAGGAAACAAGAUGUCAAGGAGAAUUGUUCCAGGCUGCUUCUCUAGAAUGGUGUGGAAGAAACAUUUCUUCAAAGAAAGCUGCUGCCGCUGUGGUUGCCCAGACACCGAAAUCCAAAAUGAGGAGCUGGAGAAGAGAGGAAAAGGAAAGAAAAGAAAGAAGAAAAAUGAAAACAAACGAGUGAUCGUCUCCAAUUUGCCCUUUGGAAUUCAGAAGUGGAAGGAAAAUCCAAAUAGACACUACGGCUCCAAUAAAAUCAAGACCACAAAAUACACCAUCCUGACCUUCCUCCCCAAAAACAUCUACGAGCAGUUCCACCGCUUCGCCAACGUCUACUUCGUGUUCAUUGCCCUGCUGAACUUUGUGCCAGUGGUGAAUGCCUUCCAGCCAGAGGUUUCUCUGAUCCCCAUCUGUGUCAUCAUGGCCAUCACAGCCAUCAAAGAUGCCUGGGAGGACUUCAGGAGGUACAAGUUAGACAAAGAGAUCAAUCACAUGGGGUGUUACAUCUACAGCAGGGAGGAACGUGCUUACGUGGAGAGGUGCUGGAAGGACGUGAGAGUGGGGGACUUUGUGCAGCUGCAGUGCAACGAGACCAUCCCAGCUGACAUCCUGCUGCUCCACUCCUCCGACCAGAGCGGGAUCUGCCACCUGGAAACCGCCAACCUGGACGGGGAGACCAACCUGAAGCAGCGGCGGGUGGUGAGGGGCCUGUCUGGGCAGAAUGCUUUGUUUGAACCCGAAUUUUUCCAAAGCACCAUCACCUGUGAGAUGCCAAACAAUGACCUCAAUAAGUUCCAAGGUUACAUGGAGCAGCCAAAUGAUGAACGGGUUGGUUUUAACAUUGAAAGCCUCUUGCUCCGUGGAUGUACAAUCAGAAAUACUGAGGUUGCAGUGGGAAUUGUUAUAUAUGCAGGGCACGAGACCAAGGCCAUGUUGAACAACAACGGCCCCCGGUACAAGCGCAGCCGCAUCGAGCGCAGGAUGAACGUGGACAUUUUCCUCUGUGUGGGGCUCCUGUUUGUGAUGUGCCUCAUUGGAGCUGUAGGACAUGGCAUUUGGACUGGAACCUUCUUGGAGCACCCCCCUUACGAUGUCCCAGAUGAAUAUGGCAAUUUUCUGUCUCCAGCCCUUGCUGGUUUCUACACGUUCCUGACAAUGAUAAUCCUGCUGCAGACUUUAAUCCCCAUUUCUCUCUAUGUGUCAAUUGAGUUGGUUAAAUUGGGCCAAGUCUUCUUAAUUCACAAUGACAUUGACCUGUAUGAUGAAGCAGCAGAUUUGCCCAUCCAGUGCCGUGCCCUAAAUAUUUCUGAAGAUCUUGGACAAAUCCAGUAUAUCUUCUCAGACAAAACUGGGACACUAACAGAAAACAAAAUGGUAUUUCGACGCUGUACUGUUGAUGGAAUUGAGUUUUCCCAUCAGGAAAAUGCCAGGCGCCUGGAGACCCACAAAGAGCUGGAUUUGGAUGAUGAGGACUUUACAAAACUUCAACACUUCACUCUCCCUACCCCGAAUCUUGGGAGAGCAGCCUGUGCCCAGCAGAGCCCCCCCGGAGCCCUGCGGCGCUGCCAGAGCGCCCGCGCGCGGGUCCAGGGCCACGCCAGGAGCAGGUCCCUGGGCAGGAGGGACAGCAGCCAGUCCCAGGUGGCCUUCAGCAGCACCAUCGAGAAGGAUGUGACUCCCGACAGCAGGCUGCUGAGGAGGGUGAGAGAAGCUGCACUCCAGACUGAAAGCCUUUCUCCUCUUAUUCCUACGAGAACUUCCACAGUCUUUGCUGACUUUUUUCUUGCCCUUGCCAUCUGCAACACAGUGCUGGUGUCCACAGCCACCGAGCCAAGACAACGGGUCACGAUUCCACCACCAAUAAAACCUCCAGGAAUCACCCUGGAGAAGAUUCACCAGAUAUUUCAAAGGCUAAAGUUAGCAAGCCUCAGCCAGUCCUUUUCCACAUCCCAGUCCAGCUCUGAGCUGGGUGCGAGUUUUGGUGCGAGGGGCCCCGAGGAGCCUCUCCCUGCCCUGGGCAGCGGUGACAGAGGUGACAGCGGUGACAGAGGUGACAACGGUGACAGAGGUGACAACGGUGACAGCGGUGACAGAGGUGACAGCGGUGAUAGCGGUGACAGACGUGACAGUGGUGACAGCACGGACAUGGGCCCUGCCUCCCUGGAGGAGGUGUUCCAGUCUGUGAGCAGCAGCUCUCUGCCCCCGGCCUUGUGCUACGAGGCCGAGAGCCCUGACGAGGCCGCCCUGGUGCACGCGGCCCAGGCCUACAGCUUCAGCCUGGUGUCCCGCACCCCCGAGAGGGUGACAGUGCGCCUGCCUCAGGGCACCCUGCUCACCUUCGACAUCCUGCACACCCUGGGCUUCGACUCCGUCAGGAAAAGGAUGUCUGUGGUGGUGAGACACCCCCUCACCAAGGAGAUCGUUGUCUACACCAAAGGCGCUGACUCGGUCAUCAUGGACUUGCUGGAGGACUCUGCCAGAGCUGAGAAGAGAAUGAAAAGAAUAAAAGAAAAAACACAGAAACACCUGGACCUCUACGCCCGUGAUGGACUGAGGACUCUGUGCAUAGCUAAGAAGGUCUUAAGUGAAGAUGACUUUCAGAAAUGGGCCAAUUUUCGUCGGGAGGCAGAAGCUGCCAUUGAGAACAGAGAGGAGCUGCUAAUGGAGACAGCCCAGCACCUGGAGACCAAACUCACCUUGCUGGGAGCAACAGGGAUCGAGGACCGGCUGCAGGAUGGAGUUCCUGACACUAUUGUGGCCCUUCGGGAAGCAGGGAUACAAAUCUGGGUGUUGACAGGAGACAAGCAGGAAACAGCAGUGAACAUUGCAUACUCCUGUAAGCUCCUGGACCAGAGGGACACUGUCUUCACCAUCAACACCGAAAAUAGGGAAACUUGUGAAUCUCUCCUGGAUUUAACCCUGGAAGAGGUGAGGAAGAGUUACGAGUGCGACAAACCGCGGAGGAAGAUUUUCGGCAUCAUCCCAACGGCCCCCCCGGCCCCGGAGGCUCCCAGUGCCGAGUUUGGGCUGGUGAUCGAUGGGAAGACGCUGAGCCUCAUCUUCCAGGGGGGCCUGCAGGAGAAGUUUGUGUCCCUGGCGCGGCGCUGCCGCUCGGUGCUGUGCUGCCGCUCCACGCCCCUGCAGAAGGGCAUGGUGGUCAGGCUGCUCCGGGGGCAGCUCCGAGUGAUGACCCUGGCUAUAGGUGAUGGUGCAAAUGAUGUGAAUAUGAUUCAAGCAGCUGACGUUGGAAUUGGAAUAUCUGGUCAGGAAGGCAUGCAGGCAGUGAUGGCCAGUGACUUUGCAAUAGCCCGAUUUAAACACCUCAAAAAACUACUUCUUGUCCACGGACAUUGGUGUUAUUCUCGCCUGGCAAAGAUGGUGAUUUACUUUUUCUACAAAAAUGUGAGCUACGUCAACCUGCUCUUCUGGUACCAGUUCUUCUGUGGCUUCUCAGGCAGCACCAUGAUUGAUUACUGGCAGAUGAUCUUCUUCAACCUCUUCUUCACCUCAGUGCCCCCUAUUCUCUUUGGAGUCCUGGAUAAAGAUGUUUCUGCAGAAACACUUCUAGGUUUGCCCGAGUUAUACAGGAAUGGGCAAAAUUCAGAGAUAUACAACCUGUCAACUUUUAUUAUCGCCAUGCUGGAUGCCUUCUAUCAGAGCCUCAUUUGCUUCUUUGUCCCCUAUUUGGUGUACAAGGACUCUGACAUAGAUGUGUUUUCCUUUGGAAACCCCAUCAACACCAUCUCCCUCCUGACCAUUCUCUUGCACCAGGCUCUGGAAAUGAAAACGUGGACCCUGUCCCAGCUGGUGGCCAUGAUGUGCAGCCUGGGCUUCUACCUCGUCUUCUCCCUGAUCUACAACGCCGUGUGCCUGCUCUGCAACCCUCCCAGCAACCCCUACUGGAUCCUGGAGAGGCAGCUCUCCGAGCCCACCUUCUACCUGCUGUGCCUGCUCACCCCGCCCGCCGCGCUCCUGCCCAGGUUCUUUGUUUCUGCUCUACGAGGAACCUUUGGAGCAUCUCUGAUUCUGAAAGCACAGCAAAUAGAUAAACUUCCUAAGGGACAGCGGGAUCUCGAAAUCCAGAAACUGAGAUCAAGGAAAGAAGCUACUUCUGGUGCAUCACCUGCACCUAAUGAUGACCUUGACCAAAGCAUCAGCCACUUAUGUGUGUCACCAUUUCUCCACCCAGCAGCAGCAGCAGCUGUGUCUCAGGGGCACACAGAGGGUCAGGGGCUUUCCAGCUCUGCAGUGAGUCCUUUUGGGAGAGGGACACCAGAGGAAGGCUACUGUUUCUACAACAGGUGGGCAGAGGAAGAAUCUGCUGCUACAGACUCUUCAGCAGGACCCUUUGCACCCAGCAGGGGAACAGCUCCUGGGCAGGGCAGUGGCCAAGUGCCCAGCGAGCCCUGGUCCAGCUUCGGGAGCCACCGGCGCUCAGUGAGUGCAGUGACCCUCUGAGCAAACCCUGACAGACCCACAGCCCAGAGACCCUCUGAGCAAACCCUGACAGACCCACAGCCCAGAGACCCUCUGAGCAAACCCUGACAGACCCACAGCCCAGAGACCCUCUGAGCAAACCCUGACAGACCCACAGCCCAGAGACCCUCUGAGCAAACCCUCAUGGACCCACAGCCCGGGAGAGAAGGAUGAGAAGGACACCUCAGGGCACACAAAGAGUCUGUUUGUGCUGAGCCACGAUGUCACUGUGAGUGGAGUGUGGAGCAGUGCAAUACCAGCUUUAAUGGGCCUUAAUGGGCUUUAAUGUGCAGCCUCUCCCAAGUGCAAAUGUUGUCUGGGUUUGCCAUCACCUGACUUCUUGACCUUCCUGGUUUUGUCAUAUUAGAGGGAAGUUACCUGAGCAUCACACAUCUGCUGAGAAUUGCCAAAUUACUUUAUUUUGAUGAAUAUUUUUGUACCAAAGUAAUAGGGAAUAAUUGUACUAGUGAGGUUUCAAUGUUAUUACACUACUGAGGUGACAGAAGGAGAAUCCAUUUUUUAUUAAACCAAGUCUUAAAGCAACACAUCCACUCUAGCUUUUACUAUCAAAGUCUUAAAAAGACUUCACUAACUUAAAAAUUACAGUUCUGCCUCGAAAAAAUGUUACCUCUGAGUACUAAAGGUACUUGAAGAAUAAAAAAAAUUGAAAGACACUAGAGAAUGUUCCAGGUUUUAAUAUAUGGACUUUAUACAUAUAACAAUAUUAAGUCCAUAGCCUGUUUUCCCUGAACAGUAAGCUCAGUACUUUUAUGCAGGUAGUGGUUUGACCUGAUACUGUUAAGAAAAGGACAAAUGAGUUUAUAAAGAAGAAGAAUACAAAUACUGAACUGCAAGAACUGCCAGGAUAACUCAGUGAUAAGUGGAGUCUACUUCUUCAUACCUACAAAAGCAGACAGAUAAAACAAGUCACAUUUAAGGAUUUAUGUCCUAGAAUUCUGAAGUUGUCCCUGAUUUUUCAUCUGGAAAUUCAGUUUCUUCCUUCCAUUCAUUGUAUUCUCAUGUGGUGUUGCUGCUUCAAUCCAGUGUAAAUGGUGCUCCUCCCCACAGUUGGUCACAGUCAGUAGUUGAUGAGAUCUCAACAGUGGAGAUUGUGACAAGCCAUCUAUGAAGGUCACUAAUCACAUUGCAGAAAGUACAUGGUGUAGAAUGACCAAAAUAUACAUAAUAUGUUCACCCUUUGCAGUAUUUCAGGACAACAAGGUGCAGGAAAAAAACCCAUAAGACGUCACCAUCAUCACUACUUAUUGCAAUGCAAUGAAAGGUGACUUUGGUAUUUCUUAUAGAAAUGUCGACUAGUAAGACCAUUUCCCAAGUUUUUCUGCACAAUGUGGGAUAAAAUCUUAACUAGUUUUCAAUUCAACCUAUUUGUACUUUUGUGAAUCUAUGAUUGGUUCUGAUCUAAGUAGGUUUUUAGCCUUUUUUAUACAUGCUGUAUUAAUUUAGCUAUUUAAUACCUAUCACGUGUGAUCUGUUUAAUAACCUAUUUAGCAAAUACUAAUUUAACUUCUGUGUGUUGUAAUAAUUACUGUAACUGGGCUCUUCAAGUUCUUACUUUAAAACAACUCAGGCAAAAUUGAGCAGCAUAUCUGCCACUGGGACUUCUGGGAGCCAGAGCAUAUGUAGAACUGCCAUUGUUAAAGUAUUAAUUGUCAGCUGUAAAACAAUUCAGAAAGAGAUUUUUUUUUGCAUGAUGUACAGAAUGAAGGGAAUUAAGCAUAGCUGAGACUACUGUUAAUGGAGUGUGAGAUUGCUCAAACGUUUGCUCACCAGCUGGGAAUGGACCUGGGGUGACAAGACUGAAGAUCAAGCCUUUACAAUUCAUAACCAUGUUUUUAUAUUAAAUGAUCCAUUUCCUGUGAACUUAAAGAAGAUGUCAAUGUCUGACACAUUUUAUUACAAAAUGUGAAGUGUUUUUAUAGUAAUAAAUGUGAUAUGGUCAUGA